This is a messenger RNA of Aegilops tauschii subsp. strangulata, 1206 nucleotides long. RefSeq lists its product as uncharacterized. Gene Ontology annotation, molecular function: carbohydrate binding. NCBI's taxonomy places the organism in Eukaryota, Viridiplantae, Streptophyta, Magnoliopsida, Poales, Poaceae. The record is from RefSeq and is a predicted model, not a curated record.
CAUCACGAGUGCUGGACUGCUGGGGCACCUAGCUGACCGAUCUCUGCAUCGGCCAUUCAAGGUCGAGCUAGCUAGCUAGCAAUGGCGCGGUUCAACGGAGCCACUGUUCUCCUCAUCAUCAGCGCCACCGUGUCCGUCUACACCUGCGCCAUCAUCGCCGGCGCCGCACUCGGCCGAACACUGGACAGCACCGCGACGACUAAGCAGACGCCGUCGGACAGGACCCUCCGCGUCAGCGUCAGCUUCAGAGGCCUCGCCGAGGACUUCGCAAAGGAGCUCUGGGGUGGUAAUCACAGGGAAGGACGAUCAGGCAGAGGUCUCGCCGGUGCUGGUGACGGAACUGCGGUACUGUCAUCAUCCCCCGCGAGCGUCUCGCUCUCACCACGAGCCAACAGGGCGGCCGCGGCGGAUCGCGAGUCAGCGCUGCAGCCCAUGCCAGUUGCCAACUACACGCAAGUGAACAGCAGGGCCAGGGAUGACGUCCACACAAGAGCAGCAGCGAGACCGUGGUCCAGGCGCAGCAACUUCUCCGACGAGAUCACUGACGAGAAAAGGCCGGGAGGAAGAGGAGUGAUCAAGGUCGGGCCGUGGGGAGGAUCCGGCGGGGCACCUUUCUACAUGCGCGGCGGCCGCGGCGUGAGCGCCCCUCGCGUGCGCAGUGUCACCCUGCAGUACACCGACGACGCCAUCCAUUCCUUCUCUCAAAGCUCAGACGAGGCCAUGGUGAAGCAGACGCUCCAACGAGCAGAAGGUGGUGGCCAAGGUAGAGCUCGUCUAACGCCCUACGAACAGAUCAACUUUGCAUCGGAUGAGCAGCUCAUCGCAGUCGAGGGGACUUAUGGGCAUUGCAGCUAUGUUCGGGCAGUGGUUGUCACCUCGCUGACGUUCCGUACAGACAAGGGGAGAACAUACGGGCCGUAUGGCAAAGAGACCGGCACUCCCUUCUCCAUCCCGGCCGCGAAUGGAUGCAUCGUAGGCUUCUGGGGACGUUCCGGCUGGCUCCUUGACGCCAUCGGUGUUUACAUCAGGCCGUGCCAAGCUCUCAUGGCAGCUUAAGAAGCAACCACGGUUGUUAUGGUUCCUUAUGAUAUCCACUAGGAGGAAAGGGAAGAAUGUAAUAUACAUACACUGUUUUACCAUCACGCUAUUGUGUGUAGUUGUACUAUGUAAUUUCAGAAAAUAAGCUGCGAGACAUGUGGACGUUUA